Molecule: messenger RNA, 777 nt
Organism: Angiostrongylus costaricensis
Lineage: Eukaryota; Metazoa; Nematoda; Chromadorea; Rhabditida; Metastrongylidae
Source: the annotation of a GenBank genome assembly
AUGUUCGGGGGAUUCGGUUUCUACAUCGUCCUUGAGCGGUCGUCGCAGAUCGCAUUAAAUCUCAAGGAGACCGACAUACGCCAACUAAACAAUGGGACCGUUGUGAUCCUUGGAAAAAAGGUCCCGCCACGAAACGUGGGUGGUGUAGACUUUGUCGUCCACCCAUCCAUUGUCCAUCUCGUCGGCUCAUACGCCAACAUUUCCACACGCAUAGCCGUCCUCCGUCUUCGACUGUCCCAUCAUAAGAAGAUCACUAUCAUCAAUUGCUACUCACUGACCGACGCAGCUGAUGAGUACGAAUUAAAUGCGUUCUACUAUCAGUUGGAGGAAGUCAUCCGCGAUAAUGAAGGAUAUCAUAAAUUUGUUGUUGGAGACUUCAACGCCAGAAUAGGAAAGACCAACGAGAGCGAAUACAGGAGCGUAAAUUUGGGAAUAGGAGAAAGAAAUGAGAAUGGGAACCGUCUCUCAGGACUGCUUUCAGCAGCACGUCUCUUCCAUGGAAACUCGUUUUUCCAGAAGAAAGAAAGCCGCCGCUGGACAUGGGAGUCUUCCAACGACAUAACUCAUGCUGAGAUCGACCGUAUUCUGACAAACAGAAAAUGGUGCUUACUUGAGAAAUCGGUAGGCUCAUCAUUCUGUACUGCUUCCGAUCACCGCCUUCUGAAGAUUCGAUUCAGCCGCAAGCGGGAAAAGAACUCUCUUCAUCGACCACGAGAAAAAAGUCUAGCUGUGUACGACGAGAACAUUCUGAACGAAGUCCUCUCCAAGCGUGACUAG